Molecule: messenger RNA, 686 nt
Organism: Amoebophrya sp. A120
Lineage: Eukaryota; Dinophyceae; Syndiniales; Amoebophryaceae
Source: the annotation of a GenBank genome assembly
UGAAGAUCAACGAAGUUCUAUUCCAAGUAAAAACAUCCCCACCCCAGAGUUGUCUUGCAAAUUUGCAUGCCAAAAAAGGUUCUCAUGCGAAGCCCCAUGAGAAGCUUUUUCUAUUCGUGUUUUGGGAUUUAUUGUGAUGCUAGAAAUUGCAUCAUAUGCUAGAUCUGUGAUGCUGCUGAACUACCACCUAAACAGGAUUACACUUGGAGGACAAAUUUGUCAUGCCAGACGACAAAAGCUGGCUGAUUUGUCUAGCAGAUUUCCCAUCUUGUUCACUCUGGUGUGGGGACGUUUUUACAAAUGAUACGUUCUCGACGAGAAGCAGAAGAUCAGGAACGGGAGAGUGGCGGCUUUAGAUUUGAACGUGAUGGACGAAAUCGUGGAGCCGCUCAUAAUACCCUGUGGAAAAGUAACGUACUCGUACUAUUAAUCGCAUGGAUGCAUUACAAAUUUCUUUCUCAACUUGAAUCCGCAUCACAAAUUCCGUUUCUCAUGCUGAGGACGAGAUUUGUCAUGCGAUUCAUACUAGUACGAUGCUUUUGCAUUUCAUACAUAAAGGAAGUAUCAGAACGACGCCAAGCCAUGGGUCUGUUCCCCGGGAUCUCCAGGUCCCCGUCGCCUCUGCAAGAGAUGCCGCACGUUCUAGGGUUUAUGAAGGAGAAUCAAAGAGCAAAACAGAUGGCAAG